AUGAGCUCCACCACCAUUCCCGGAUUCUGCGUUUUCUACCAGCAUCUCGUCACCACCUGCGCCCCCGCCGCCACCACCACCUACAACGCGGUCACCGAAACCGUCACCGCUGAGAUCACCACAGUCACCGAUAUUACCAUGGUCAUCCCCACACAAACAUGCCCGUCGUCAUCGGCGACUGGGUUUUCAGCGUCCCCUUCACCCCCACCGUCAUCGUCCCCAUCGUCGCCCCCAUCAUUCACCCACCCACCACCCACACCGUCACCGUCACUAUUACCCCGACUCCCACCCGCAGCUCUCUCGGCUAUUGGGACUAUUGGCUCAAUUGGAUUUGAAAAGGGAUCAAAGGGGGUAGGGAGACAAUGA
Molecule: messenger RNA, 366 nt
Organism: Neurospora hispaniola
Lineage: Eukaryota; Fungi; Ascomycota; Sordariomycetes; Sordariales; Sordariaceae
Exons: 2
Coding region: 1-366 (121 amino acids)
Source: RefSeq, a predicted model, not a curated record